ACGCUCUCCUUUUCACACACACACCAGAGAGAGAGAGAGAGUAAGUCCCCUCCUCCAUCAUGUCUAGCCCACGGCUUAGUUCAGUGAUUGCUUCCCUGGUCAUACUAUCCCUCAGCAUUGUAGCACCACCACCGCGAGCGGAAGCGGCUCGAGCUUUCUUUGUGUUCGGGGACUCUCUCGUCGACAGCGGCAACAACAACUACUUGGUCACCAUUGCGCGCGCCGACUCCCCCCCAUAUGGCAUUGAUUAUCCGUCCCACCGGCCGACCGGCCGCUUCUCCAACGGCCUGAACUUACCCGACCUUAUCAGUGAGAGUAUCGGUUCAGAGCCGGCGCUGCCAUACUUGAACCCGGAGCUCACCGGAGAGAAGCUACUCAUUGGCGCCAACUUCGCGUCCGCGGGGAUCGGGAUCCUCAACGACACCGGCGUUCAGUUUCUUACCAUAAUAAGGAUGUUCCAGCAAUUCGCGAACUUCCAAGUGUACCAAGCGAGGCUCAGCGCGCUGAUCGGAGCAGAGCCGGCGCAGCAGCUGGUGAACGAGGCGCUGGUGCUGAUGACCCUCGGCGGCAACGACUUCGUCAACAACUACUUCCUCACGCCCAUCACCCCGAGGCGGCGCCAGUUCUCCAUCGAAGCCUUCUCCGACUACCUCAUCUCCGAGUACAGAAAUAUCCUCCGGAGACUGUACGACUUGGGAGCCCGCCGAGUGCUGGUGACGGGGACCGGGCCGUUGGGCUGCGUGCCGGCCGAGUUAGCCUCGCAAGGAAGCCGGAACGGGGAGUGCGCACCGGAGCCGCAACGAGCCGCCAACAUAUUCAACCCGGCGCUCGUCCAGAUGCUCCGAGGACUGAACCAGGAGAUCGGAUCCGACGUCUUCAUCAUCGCUAAUGCGUUCCAGAUGAACAUGGACUUCAUCAACAACCCCCAACAAUUUGGCUUUAUUACAUCCAAAGUGGCGUGCUGUGGACAAGGGCCUUACAACGGGCUGGGAGUAUGUACCACCCUCUCGAACUUGUGUCCCGACCGGAGCGUGUACGCAUUCUGGGACCCGUUCCACCCGACCGAGCGCGCGAACCGGAUCAUCGUCCGACAGAUCCUGACCGGCUCGACCGACUACAUGAGCCCGAUGAACCUGAGCACCAUCAUGGCCUUGGACUCCAAGAUCUGAUCAAUUGAAGUCUCUCGGGUAGCAGCAUUACUUAUUUCGGAGCAAGCAAUCAGUCUCCAACUCUCAAGUGUCUUCUUAUUGGAGUAUGUACUUACCACAUGUCAAGCGUAACAUGAUUUGCUGUGGUUCAGACUUUUCUGUUGUACUAAAUUAGUCUCUCUUUUCUAA
Molecule: messenger RNA, 1337 nt
Organism: Syzygium oleosum
Lineage: Eukaryota; Viridiplantae; Streptophyta; Magnoliopsida; Myrtales; Myrtaceae
Product: GDSL esterase/lipase At4g28780-like
Exons: 5
Coding region: 60-1169 (369 amino acids)
Molecular function (GO): hydrolase activity, acting on ester bonds
Source: RefSeq, a predicted model, not a curated record